GGUUUUUUUUCUUCUUGUUGGGUAUUUUAUUGGGGUGGGCUCUUUUGCAUCUCCCCUUUUGUGAAAAACCAUUGUUGAGCAAGAGGACAAGGACGACAACGACAGCGAGUGCAUUUAACUUGUCCUUUUGGUUUUCUCGUUGCGUUGGAAUUGGCUCUUGCAAUGGCACAAUCCUUUAAUAUCCCGACGGCAUUGUCCUAUGUCGGAUAUGAUUUGGCAGACACAAAUUUCGUGGUUGAACCUUCUCCAGUGGGAGAUCUCGUGAGCGAGUGGGCGAAACAAGGAACAAGAAAUGCAUAUGGAAACACAGGAUCCGUCGUCACCAUUGAAAACGCUAGAGCAGAUUUUCAUGCUGCCACACACCAAGCUGUCCUGAACAAGUCUCUUGCAACCGUUUACAUUCCAUCAAGCGAACUCAUCAACACUAUCCCCACACUGUACAAGCUCAUCGGAGACAAGGCUCCCUUUGUCUUUCACACUCCUCUUGCGCACAAUGGUGACACAUCGGACAUCUUUGCGAUCCGGCAAACCGGCGCUCUCUUGAUUGCAUCUCACGGCGCACAGCAGGCUCACGAUGUGGGCCUCAUCUCCCAUAUUGUGGCCCUUCGCAACCACAUCCCUGUCGUGCACUUUUACGCAGAUAGCCGAAGCUACGAACAGAUUCACACGAUUCAGUACUCGGAGCUCUCAAACUUGUUUGCUGAACAGAAAGAUUUGGUCAACAAGUAUCACCAAAAGAAUGCUGAGGUCAAAGACUCCCUCUUCCUGCCAAGCUCACAACCUUCUAUUGACUACACUCAGAUAACACAGUCAUUUGUUGAUGUUAUCCAACAACUGAAGCCAGCUUUUGGAACGCGCGCUUACAAAUUAUUCGAGUACACUGGUGCUCAUGACGCAACCGAUGUCAUUGUUGUGCUUGGUACAGCAUCGUCAACAGUGGAGGAAACCGUGCAUAAUCUCGUCGUCAGUGGUCGCAAAGUUGGAGUUGUUCGCGUCCGUGUCUACCGGCCGUGGUCCGAGGAACACUUCCUUGCUGCUUUACCACGAACUGUUCGACGUGUUUCAGUGCUCGAAACAGCUCAUACCUUGACAACAGCGUGGGGACCUUUGUUCUUGGACGUUGCAGCGUCAUUCCACUCUGGAAAAUGGCAAGGAGAAGCCCCUGCGGUGCGGGAGGGAAGAGUACAUUUGGGUACGGAAGGGUUUACCGGCGAAAUUGUAAAGUCGGCGCUGGAACGGACAGCCGCAGAUGAGCAAGGUACCUUUGUCAUCGGAGCUCCACAGGCGAAUGGCCAUGGUCCUGUAACGAGCAGUGUAAAUGGCACUGUGCCUCAUGUGGACUUGGAUUCGGUAAUCGAGGGACCAUACGUUAAGAUGCUGCAUCAACUCUUUGGUGAGCGUGUCUCCAUCGCAAACGUCGCAGCAGCAAGCUCGGUUUGGGGCAAGAAUGCAGCCGAGUCCAAUGCAGAGUUUGGUUUCGGAAUGCACCUUGCACUUGUGCAGCGUCGCAACCGAUUCGCGAAUGGUCUUGCAAACCUGGUCAAAGAUGCCUCUGCCGAUGUCCCUUUGAGUGCAGAAUUGCGCAAUGUGCUGGCCUCCUGGUUGCAACACAGGGAUGAUGCCGAAAAGUCGCACAAAUACGGAAAUGACGCCGUCCAUCUUUUGGAGACGGAAAAAUCUCGUCACCCUGCACUUGGCCAGCUUUAUGAAGACAGAGUAUUCUUUGCCAAACCUUCGCGCUGGCUCAUUGGUGGUGACCAACUUUCCUACGAUGUCGGCAACAGCGGUGUGCACCAUGUCAUCUCGUCCAAAGAAAAUAUCAAUAUGAUCGUGCUGGACACGCAACCCUAUUCUGAGAAGGUUGCGCCCGCUCAAGUGGACAAGCGCAAAAAGGAUAUAGGUCUGUAUGCCAUGCAGUACGGUGGAGUGUAUGUGGCCUCGGUUGCAGUAAAUGCGUCCUAUGCUCAAGUCCUUCGGGCAUUCAUGGAAGCGGACGCAUACCCUGGACCCGCCGUCGUACUUGCAUAUGCCCCGCGCAUUAACAAGGCUAGCAAGGGAGUUAGUAUUCCUCUUGGUAUGCUCAAGGAAACCAAACAGGCUGUGGACAGCGGUUACUGGCCGUUGUAUCGAUGGAACCCUAGCUUGGAGGAGAAGGGUCAGGAUCCUUUUGCUUUGGAUUCUGAAAAGGUGAAAAAGGAGAUCUUUGAAUUCUUGGAGCGCGAGAACCAUUUGGCGUACGUGCUCAAGAGUAAACCUGAAAUCUCUGAGCAAUUCACUGGUUCUGCGGAAUCGGAGCGCAAGGCUGCUAUUGAGAACAAGAUCAAGGCAUCAUACGCUGAGCUCCUCAGCAGCUUGAACACACAGCCCUUACUAGUCCUAUACGGAUCGGAUGGUGGAAAUGCAGAGGCAGUUGCCAAGCGGGUUGGUGCUGAAGCGAAGCAGCGCGGAUUGCGGCCGAGAGUCAUGGCAGCUGAUUCUUACAGCGUGGAGGACCUUCCUGGCGAACCCAACGUUGUAUUUGUCGUGUCUACGGCUGGACAAGGAGAGUUUCCUGGAAACUGUAAGGAGACAUGGAAGGCGCUCAGCUCGGUCACAGAGCUUGAUCUUAGCAAGACCAGGUUUGCUGUCCUCGCACUUGGUGAUCGACACUAUUGGCCAUUGCCCGAAGACAAGCAUUACUUUGCUAAGGCUGGUAAAGAUCUUGAUGCCAAGCUUGAGCUACUGGGUGCUCCUCGCCUGACUCCUCUCGGUAUUGGUGAUGAUCAAGAUCCUGACGGAUACCACACUGGUCUCAACCUUUGGCGCCCCUUGCUUUGGAAGGCUCUUGAUGUGGACGAAAUGGAUGUCAGCCUAGAGCCAGCCCUUCCGUCGGAUGAUGCCAUCAAAGAAUCCAGUAACUUCCUCCGUGGUACAAUUGCUGAAGGACUGGUCAACAGCUCCACCGGAGCACUUGUUGAGCUCGACACCAAGCUUAUCAAGUUCCACGGUAUUUACCAGCAAGAUGACCGUGACAUUCGGGAUGAGCGCGCUCGCCAAGGAUUCGAGCCUGCCUUCUCGUUCAUGGUGCGCUGCCGUAUCCCCGGAGGUACCAUCACCCCUCGGCAGUGGUUGGCUGUUGAUGAUAUCGCGGAUCGGUUCGCGAACGGUACGAUCAAGAUUACUACCCGUCAGACUUUCCAAUUUCAUGGAAUUGUUAAAAGGGUUUUGAAGCCAUCCAUCAGGGAGAUGAACCAAGCUUUGAUGGACACUAUCGCCGCCUGUGGAGAUGUCAAUCGAAACGUUCUUUGCAGUCCCAACGAGCACUCUUCCGAAGUCAACGAGGCGGUCUUGAAACUCGCCAGGGACUGGAGUACCCACAUGCUCCCUCACUCGGGCGCAUACCACGAGAUCUGGCUUGACAAGAAAUUGGUUGUGUCCACACAGGAGGAGCACGAACCGAUCUACGGCAAAACGUUCCUUCCCCGUAAAUUCAAGACUGCCAUCGCCGUGCCUCCCCACAAUGACGUAGACAUCUUUGCCAAUGACCUUGGAUACAUUGCAAUCAUUGAGAACGGCAAGAUUGUCGGAUACAAUGUGACAGUUGGAGGUGGCAUGGGUAUGACGCACGGAAACAAGAAGACUUACCCACGACUUGCGGAUGUACUCGGGUUUUGCACACCCGAGCAGGCGAUCGAAGUUGGUGAAAAGGUCGUGACGGUCCAGCGUGAUUAUGGAGACCGUACCAACCGCAAGCACGCCCGAUUGAAGUACACGAUCGAUGACCGUAGCAUCGAAUGGUUCCGUGGAGAGGUAGAAAAGCGUUUGGGAUGGAAGCUUCCCGCUCCUCGUCCUUUCAAAUUUGACUCGAAUGGUGAUCGGUUUGGAUGGAUCCAAGAAUCUAAUGGAUCCUGGGCAUACACAAUGUUUAUCCAGAGCGGUCGAGUCAAGGACACACCCGAGCACCGCAUGAAAACUGCACUCAAAGAUUUGGCUAAGCUCUUGGACAAAUUGAACAUUGGUGAAAUCCGUCUCACAGCCAACCAGCAUCUCUUGAUUGCCAAGAUCCCUACUGCUCAUCGCGCCGAAAUUGACUCUUUCCUCCGCACUCACAAACUCCUCAUCACCAACCACUCUGGACUUCGACUCAACUCUAUGGCAUGCGUUGCUUUGCCUACCUGUGGUCUUGCCAUGGCCGAAUCCGAACGAUACCUUCCAAGCCUUAUGACAUUGAUUGAGGAGAUCUUGGACGAACACGGUCUCCGUGAUGACGCCAUCACCAUCCGUAUGACAGGAUGUCCCAAUGGGUGCGCUCGUCCCACAAUUGCUGAAAUUGGGUUCGUGGGUAAAGCGCCUGGGGCAUACAACAUGUACUUGGGCGGCGGUUUCGUCGGAGACCGAUUGAGCAAACUAUACCGGGAGAGCAUUGGCGAGGAAGAAAUUAUUAAAGAAUUGAGGCCGCUUUUGGCACGAUAUGCCCGCGACAGGAUUCACGGGGAAAAGUUUGGCGAUUGGGUUAUUCGGGCGGGAGUUGUGAAGGCGACAAGAGCUGGAAAGGACUUUCAUGAUUAGUUCAAUGUGAUUUGCAUAUUUUUCUUUUUAUAAUUGCUUUAUUUGGACCUGGGCAAGAUCUUUGCUUUUAGUUACUGUUGGAUUGUUUUUUCUAUUUUUCUUUUCCCAGUGUGAAUAUGAUCAUGCAUCAGACUUUUUGAUGGCCUUGAAAUCAUGUCAUGUUAAUCGCAUGCACGG
Molecule: messenger RNA, 4725 nt
Organism: Spizellomyces punctatus DAOM BR117
Lineage: Eukaryota; Fungi; Chytridiomycota; Chytridiomycetes; Spizellomycetales; Spizellomycetaceae
Product: sulfite reductase (NADPH) hemoprotein, beta-component
Exons: 4
Coding region: 163-4548 (1461 amino acids)
Biological process (GO): amino acid biosynthetic process; sulfate assimilation
Cellular component (GO): sulfite reductase complex (NADPH)
Molecular function (GO): sulfite reductase (NADPH) activity; FMN binding; NADP binding
Source: RefSeq, a predicted model, not a curated record